Heterocephalus glaber (naked mole-rat) is the source of this 958-nucleotide messenger RNA. RefSeq names its product coiled-coil domain containing 124 (gene Ccdc124). The record is from RefSeq and is a predicted model, not a curated record. Gene Ontology annotation, molecular function: transcription coactivator activity. NCBI's taxonomy places the organism in Eukaryota, Metazoa, Chordata, Mammalia, Rodentia, Bathyergidae. Gene Ontology annotation, cellular component: nucleus. Gene Ontology annotation, biological process: transcription by RNA polymerase II.
CGGAGGACAGUGCGCAGGCUCCGCAGUGACGUCAGGGAGGCGCGACCGAGCGGGCGCUGGGGGAAGGAGCUGCUGAGGGAUGCCCAAGAAGUUCCAGGGCGAGAACACCAAGUCGGCGGCAGCCCGGGCGCGCAGGGCUGAGGCUAAGGCUGCGGCCGAUGCCCGGAAGCAGAAGGAGCUGGAGGAUGCGUACUGGAGGGAUGAGGACAAACACGUCAUGAGGAAGGAGCAACGCAAGGAGGAGAAGGAGAAGCGGCGCCUGGAGCAGCUGGAGCGCAAGAAGGAGACGCAGCGCCUGCUGGAGGAGGAGGACUUGAAGCUCAAGAGCGGGAAGGCGGCCCGGGCGCCGGCCCCCGGCAAGGUCACACGCGCGCAGAUCGAGGGGUCGCUGCGCCGCGAGCACCCGCAGCGCGAGGCCCCGGAGCCAGAGAAAGCCAGGAGCCACCUAGAGGUGCCGCUGGAGGAGAACGUGAACCGCCGCGUGCAGGAGGAGGGCAGCGUGGAGGCGCGCACCAUCGAGGAAGCCAUCGCCGUGCUCAGUGUGGCGGAGGAGGCCGACCGGCACCCCGAGCGCCGGAUGCGGGCGGCCUUCACAGCCUUCGAGGAGGCCCAGCUGCCCCGACUCAAGCAGGAGAACCCCAACAUGCGGCUGUCGCAGCUGAAGCAGCUGCUGAAGAAGGAAUGGCUGCGCUCCCCGGAGAACCCCAUGAACCAGCGGGCCUUGCCCUUCAAUGCUCCCAAGUGAGACCAGAACUGGGGGCGCCGCCCCUCUCCUCGGGCCAGGCCGACACCCUGUUCGUCCUCCCGCUGGCUCGGCCACCAGGAUCGCAGAGCAGUGCGGGACCCCGGCGCCAUCACCGCCACCUCGGGACAGAGGGUCCCCUCCCUCCUCGGCGACACCGCGCGUUCGUUCGUGCCCAGGCCUGAGCGCCCAAUAAAGGCAGGCGAGGCUGCGCGA